Messenger RNA from Setaria italica (foxtail millet), 5291 nucleotides. Its product is annotated as protein NRT1/ PTR FAMILY 8.3. The transcript is spliced from 4 exons. The record is from RefSeq and is a predicted model, not a curated record. Bases 3332 to 5095 code for a protein of 587 amino acids. Gene Ontology annotation, biological process: transmembrane transport. Gene Ontology annotation, cellular component: membrane. Lineage: Eukaryota; Viridiplantae; Streptophyta; Magnoliopsida; Poales; Poaceae. Gene Ontology annotation, molecular function: transmembrane transporter activity.
AUGAACAAAGAUAUCACCAGAGAUAUUAGUAGCAUUAGUAAUACAACCUACACCCCCUAGAUUGAGAAGAUGGCUUGGAAGGAGCACAACCUCUUUGCGAAGCUGAGCCGUAGCAUUUGGAUGAAGUUGGGCGAAAGGAAAGACAUCAUCAUCAAAGACCACGUCCCUAGAUAUGUAGAUACGACCAGUAGAUAUGUCGAGGUACUUGAACCCCUUGUGCAUGUAGCUAUACCCUAGAAAGGCACAUUGUGUGGAGCGGAAGGCUAACUUGUGGGCAUUGUAUGGUUGGAGAUUGGGCCAACAUGCGCAGCCAAAGGGUCUUAGGGAUGUGUAAAUGGGCUUCUCCUGAAGAAGACGCUCACAAGGGGUUUUGAAGUUGAUAACUUUGCUUGGCAGGAGAUUUAUGAGAUAAGUAGCCGUUAAGAAGGCAUGAUCCCAUAUUUCAAGGGCAUAGAUGCAUUAGCAAGAAGGAUAAGGCCAACUUCAACAAUGUGAUGAUGCUUCCUUUCAGCAGCACCUUUCUAUUGAUGAGCAUGUGGGCAGGAGACUUGGUGAGCAAUACCAAUGCGUUGGAAAAAAGAAUUCAACUUUUCAUACUCUCCACCCCAAUCUGAUUGCAUUGCUUUAAUUUUGUUAUUGAACUUUCUCUCAACAAGUUGUUGGAAGUCCUAAAAGACUUGAAAAACAUUAGAUUUUUUCUUAAUGAGAUAUAUCCAGGUAUAUUUGCUAAAAUCAUCGAUGAAGCUAAAAUAAUAUGUAUGCCAUCCUGCUGACAUGGGCGCUGGUCCAGGCAUCCAAAAAAAUUAACUCAAGAGGAAAUCCAGAGGUACUAUUUGAUAAAGGAUAAGGCAAUUGAUGGCUCUUGGCCAUUUGACAAGAAUUACAGAUAGACUCUGAAUUUUUAUUGCUAUCGUAAGGAAGAUUAUUCAAACUAAGAAUUCUCUCUAUAAUAGGGAAGCUGGAUGACCAAGCCUACUAUGCCAUCUAGAUGUUGACAGCUUACUAACUCCAAAAGCUUGCUUGUUGGGACCUCCAAUGGAUAACCAGCCUACUAUGCCAUCUAGAUGUUGACAGCUUACUAACUCCAAAAGCUUGCUUGUUGGGACCUCCAAUGGAUAACCGCAACUCUAACGGAUAUAGGCCGCCCCGGCAUGAUGCAAAAUUCUCUUCGUUCCCUGAUCCUUGAUAAAAAAGAAAUUUGGAUGAAAUUCUAGAAAGGCAUCAUUGCUUUGGCAAGUUUGUGAACAGAGACAGGAUUUUUGCUAGCGCUAGGGACACGAAGGAUAUUUUUAAGAUGUAAAUUUUUGCUAGGGGUAUAUAAAGUUGUAUGAUCAAUGUUACUAAUUCUUGAGCCGUUUGCGGCAUGGACUUGAUCUCGUCCAUUGUACUUGUCAUGGACUAUCAUCUUCUCAAGUGCACCAGUGACAGAUCAGAAGCUCCACUAUCCAUGUACCAAUUUGUGUUGUAGCCAUAUCCAAUAGUAGCUAGCCCUGCUAUCUUGUAAUUUUGCUGCUGCUCUUCAUCCUCAUCAUAUCUAUAUCAAAAUCUUGAUACUUCAUGUCCUACCUUCUUGCAAAAUUGACAUAUGGUCUUGAUGUUGCGGCCUCCUUGCUUAGAUGUGUUACUUGGACCAAAAUUGCCACGGAUCUGGCCACCACCACCACGGCCAGCAUCACUUCUGCCUCAGCCACGACUAGUGCCAUGACCACAACCGCGCCCUCUUCUAGCCAUAUUAGCAGAUGACUGAAAUUGUCCUCCUUCAUGGUACAUCUCUAGGCGCAUAUCAUAGGCUAGUAACUGAGAGUAUAACUCACUCAAAGAAACAGAUGCAACACGACCAAGCAUAGAUGAUACAAACGGGUUGUAAUCAAAGUCAAGACCGUUUAAAAUAAAGUGAACCAUCUCGUCGUCAUCUAUCACAUUACCAACCGCAGCUAGCUCGUCCUUGAAGGAGCACAUCUUGGUGUAGUAUUGCGACGAGGUCAUGCUGCCCUUCUUGGUUGUAGCAAGUAGCAUGUGUAGAUUUGAAAUUCUUGGCCUGGAGUGUGCCGAGAACAUAGCUUCAAGCGCCUCCCAUGCUUCUGCCGAAGUAGUCACUAUCGCCAACGGUGUUAACGCCUCCUUUGUAAGGGCGUUCAACAGAUAGCUCAGAACUUGUUGAUCUUUUGCAAUCCAUGAGUCAUAAUCGGGAUGAUGGACAAUCUCCUUCGUCUUGUCCGCCUUGGCCACCUCCAAGGUCUUGGGCGGCUAAAGCGGUAGAUCCAUCUAGGAUUUCCAUGAGUUGAGCACCUCGAAUUGCAAUAAGGAAUUGAGCCUUCCAUAGAAGGUAGCUGUCCCGAGUUACUUUCUCGGAAACAACCCCAAGCUGAGCCGGCGCAGAUGAAGUCGACGCCAUGGGCAAUGUGGUGGAGGUUUUGGAUGUUUGUGGAAGAGGAUGCUCUGAUUACCAUGUAAGAUUUAGAGGAAACGUGGUUGCCUAUCUUGACCUACCACGGGUGCAUGUUUAUAUAGGAGACAAUAGCCAAGAGAUAUACAUGAUGUUGUCAUUAUGUGAUUCGGAUGCUAUACAAGUUAAAUAGAAUCUAUCUCUAUCUAUUUCUAAGCAACCGAACCAGCCAAUGAUGACAAUCAGAGUUUGAACCAAUUACAGGAGAAUAAAAAUCCUAGAGAUAUUCUAACAGUCCCUCCCAAUGAAAUCGUGUCCAGGCACUCUUUUGAAAGUGGGAAAAAAAGCUGGAGCUAGCAGCGCUCUGCUUCCUCCAUGUAAAUGGGCCAUCGUUCAUUUGUGUUGGCGGUGUUGUUCUUUAUACAGCGAUUUGAGAUAGUACGAUGGAGAUAGAGAUCCAAGAAACGCUUCCUAAGGUAAAAAUUCAUUCACUCUACUGGUUCCUCUGCGUUCGUUUCAAAAAAAAAAAUCGUUUAAAAAAAGCUAGUUCUUCUACAUGUUCAAGGUCUGCUUCAAAUUUUACUGGUUGUUACAAGCUUACAACGCUCGUUUCUUUGUUUCCAUUCACCCCAUGAGAUGGUUCCUAUUGGCGUCAUAAACUUUUCAUGUAUCGCAGUACAAGUGCAAGAGUGUUUCCUUAGUUUGGACCGUUACUCCAUCUCUAUCUCUAUAUCUAUCUCUACUCUCUACGUUUUAUAUCUCUAGGAUGUUUGGCAGUUAUACGUUGACCCUCCCGUCUCCAACACACACCCACACACACAAAUGCUACCCACAGCCUCCUCUGCGACCCGAUGCCCCUAGACUCAUUCGGCCUCCGUAUAAAUGGGGUGUCGUUCCAUUUGUGUUGGCGUGGAGUUGCUUCUUUAUACAACGAUUUGAUACACCAUGGACAUAGAGAUUCAAGAACCACUUCCUGAGAAUUCAGUAAGCGAAAGGACCACUGGCAUCCAGGGAGCAAAACGCCAUUCCGGCAGUUGGAGAGCAUGCAGUUACAUCUUAGGUAAUCACAAGCUAUUGGAUCUCAGGAAAUCUUUGAACGAAUUUGGGAACUCUGGAUCUCUAAUACUUUCUCCCGUGAACAUCUUUUUCCUGCUGCCAACUCUCUUACAAUUUGCAGUGACUCAAUGCUUCGAGGAGCUAGCGUACUACGGAAUCCAGUUCAACUUGGUCACGUUUCUCAAGACGGUGCUGCACGAAAGCAAUGUUACCGCGGCAAGAAGCUACACAAAUUGGCAGGGGACUUGCUAUAUCGCACCGCUGGCUGGAGCUAUCAUAGCAGAUUCCUAUCUGGGCAGAUACCUGACAACAGUGGCUUUCUUCACAGUUUACCUACUUGGGAUGGCUGCAAUGUCUAUUUCAGCAUCGUUCCUGAAGGGUGGUUCAUCUCAGCCCGCUGUGUUCUUCCUUGGCCUCUACAUGAUGGGCAUAGGAGCCGGUGGUAUCAAGCCGUGUGUCUCAUCUUUCGGCGCUGACCAGUUCGAUGACAGCAGCCUAGCCGAGAGGUUGAAGAAGGAUUCCUUCUUUAACUGGUUCUUCUUUGCAACCUACAUUGGGAGCUUCGUCGCGGGUACCGCAGUUGUGUGGGUGCAAGAUCACUACGGUUGGGGAGUUGGCCUCUGGCUCCCAACUCUGUUCAUCGCGUUGGCCAUUGCAAGCUUCUUGCUGGGCUCCAGUAAGUACAGGGUGCAAAAGCCCCUGGGGAGUCCAAUUAUAAGGGUGCUUCAGGUUAUAUUUGCAGCUGUUCGAAAAUGUAAUGUAGUUUUACCGUAUGACGAUUCUCUACUCCAUGAGCUCCCAGAGAAGACGCCAAUGGCGGAUGUCCAUAAAUUGCAGCACACGCCUGUUCUCAGAUUCCUUGACAAGGCUGCAGUGAUCUCAUCAACUGAAGACCCAUCUGACUCUGAUCCAUGGAGGCUCUGCACCGUGACGCAAGUCGAGGAGCUGAAGGUGAUCAUCGGCAUGCUCCCCAUCUGGGCCACCGGAAUCGUGUUCUUCGCCGUGCUCGCGCAGUUCUCCUCCACGUUCCUGGAGCAGGGCAGGACGAUGAACAAGCAUCUCGGCGCGUUCGCCAUCCCGCCGGCGUCCCUGGCAUCGUUCGACGCCGUCAGCGUCCUCAUCUGGGUGCCCGUCUACGAUCGGGUCCUCGUCCCGGUGGCCAGGCGGCUCACCGCCAAUGCCCGGGGCAUCUCGGAGCUGCAGCGCCUCGGCGCCGGGCUGCUCCUGUCCGUCCUGGUGAUGGUGACCGCGGCGGUGGUCGAGACGCGACGCCUGGCGAGCGCGCACGGCGAGGGCCGGUCGUCGAUGAGUAUCCUGUGGCAGGUGCCCCAGUACUUCCUGGUGGGCGCCAGCGUCGUGUUCGCGUGCGUCGGGCAGACGGAGUUCUUCUACAACGAGGCGCCGCCGUCGAUGCGCAGCCUGUGCUCGGCGCUGGCGCUGCUCACGGUGGCGCUCGGGAGCUACGUCAGUUCACUCGUGGUGACCAUGGUGGAGUGGCUCACGACGAGGGGCGGCGGGCCGGGGUGGAUACCCGAUGACCUCAACGAUGGCCAUCUCGACCGCUUCUUCUGGCUCCUCGCGGUGAUGAGCGCGCUCAACCUGGCGGUUUUCGUGUGCUGCGCUAGGCGGUACAAGCGCAAGAGUGUUUCAUGAAUCUUUUAUUGUAAAACUAAUAUUUUGUGACAUCGAAUAGCUAUUGUAAAUGAGUGGUUUGCGCUCGGGAAAAAACAUAGCAUAUGUUCUAUGAACUAGGUGAUUGAAAAUUGAAACCUGGCAUUUUAUCGAAAUUGCCGUCGCCGCGCGCUUCGCGAAGGCCGGGUCUGGUGACGCCUCCUCCCGACGGGGUCCU